Molecule: messenger RNA, 6879 nt
Organism: Rotaria socialis
Lineage: Eukaryota; Metazoa; Rotifera; Eurotatoria; Philodinida; Philodinidae
Source: the annotation of a GenBank genome assembly
AUGGUGAUGAAGCAGGCCGCUGUCUGCCAACCUAUUUUGUCUGUCGAGGAUGCAGAUAAAACUGAGAAAAAACCAAGUAUUUGGGCUUCCAUAUUAUGCGAUGUGAAAUCAUCCGCUAGAAAAGUACCAGCAACAAAAUCUUUAGUGGUUUUAGGUGAUAAUGAAAGUGGCCGAACAACAUUAGUUGCUAAAUUACAAGGAAACGAUGAUCCAAAACGUGGUGCAGGUCUAGAAUAUCAUUAUAUCGACAUUAAAGAUGAUGAUCGAGAUGAUAAUCCAAAAUUGGGCGUGUGGAUUCUUGAUGGCAAUGUAGCAUGUUCGGCUCCGUUGUUAAAAUUUGCUAUUAAACCCGAAACGAUAGAAAAUACAAUGUUGAUUCUUGUUGCAAGUAUGACACAACCAUGGUCGCUAUUGUCAACCUUAAAAAAAUGGACGGCACUUAUUGAAGAGCAUGUUGCUCAAUUGAAAAUUGACCCGACACGUUUACGUGAAAUGCAUGAUCAUCUUCAAUGUGAUUUUCAACAUUAUAUUGAACCAAAUGAUGCAUCAGUAAAUUUAGUACCGCCAACAACAAUACAAAAUGCAAUUAGUGGUGGUCAUGUAUCCAAGUCUAUUUCAUCAAUUUCACUAGCAUCAGCAACAUUAUCAGGUUCAGUAAAUCCAGAUGAGAAAAACGUUCUUCCGCUUGCUGAUGGUAUUUUUAAAAAAUCGUUUGGUAUUCCAAUUAUUAUUGUUAUAACAAAAUCUGAUGCUAUGUCAACAUUAGAAAAAGAAAAUGAUUAUGACGAUCAACAUUUUGAGUUUUUACAAUAUCAUAUAAGAAAUUUUUGUUUAGAAUAUGGUGCUGCGUUGUUUUAUACGUCUGUGAAAGCAAAGAAAAAUAUUGAUAAACUGUAUAAAUAUAUUGUGCACAAGUGUUAUGGCUAUCCAUUUACAUUAACAGCGGCUAUUGUUGAACGUGAUGAAAUAUUUAUACCAGCUGGAUGGGAUAAUCCGAAAAAAGUCGAUAUUUUAUUAGAAAAUCUUCAUCACCUUAAAUCAACAGAUAAUUAUACAGAUAUUUUUGUCAAUCCUGCUGUUAAACGACCGCUAAAACGUGACGAUGAAAUUAUUAUGGCUGAAGAUGAUCAAGAAUUCUUAUCCAAACUUCAGUUAACACUGAAUAGAACUGCAUCGCCGACAAGAACCGAUGAAAACGUGACACCUAUGCACACAAGAUCAGGAAGCAUCAGUGCUGCUAGCAAUUCACAAACAUUGUCUGCUACUGGACGAUCCAGAACUCAACAGAGUGUCACGCCUGGAGCUGCAUCAAAUGAAGGAGCAUUAGCCAACUUUUUCAACAGUCUUAUCAAUAAAAAAUCUGCCGGUGCAGUUACUCCUACAGGUGUUAGUGCAUCUGUUGCUCAACGACCAACAAGUCCAUCUCCUACAACACCUACAUCAAAGCGAUUACAACAACAUCCCUUAACAUUUGCUGUUACACCGCCACCAGGUCGUACAAGAACACCAACAUCACAUAAAAUAUUUGUUCCAUCGGUGAACAUAGAAUCACCACCCAAAGCUUUAUCACCUGUGGUUGAAAGUCAAUGGAUAAUAGAAAAUACUGCUACUAGUUCACCGACUGUUGUCGGUAUACCAUUAGAAGAUAGUGUCUCAAUGGAAACUUUCGAUACUACUGAAAAUCAGCAAACGGAAAUAUCAACCGUUGAACCAUUGGAUCUUCUUCAUAAUGAGCAACCAUUCAAUAGUGCUGCACAAUAUGAAAAAGAGUCAAUUACAGACGUAGACAAACAAAAUAAGCAAUAUUUAGUAUCACAAGAAAGCUCAUUGUCUAAUGCUAGAGAUACAGACAAGGCUGAAACUAACAUUUCAUUUUCAGAAUCAUCACCAAUAACUGAUGAAAACUCAAUUACUAACCAAAUAAUACCAAACGAUGAAACUAAUGAACCUUUGUCAAAUGAUGUCUCUCUUUCACAAAUUGGAACACAAGAUCAAGGACACGAAAUUCAAGAAUCUCCUGCUGUAAAAGUAUCGAUUCCAGAGGUUCUUGAAAGUGAUGAGUCAACAUCUAACAAUUUAUUGGGUGAUACAGAAUUAAGAUCUACUUUUUUAUCGAAAUCAGAUGAAUUCUCGAAUGGUGAAUAUCUGAAUGAUACCUCAUCUACAAAUGAAUCAAUAUUACAUUUUCCUAUUGCUGCACAUGAUACUCAUGAAUUACUACAAGAUGCAGAACUCGAAUUACUUCCACUCUCUUCAAAUCAAAUGUUUGAGAAUACUCAACGAUUGGAUGGUGAAGGAGAUAUAGAGCAACAAUUAUACCCUACUAAAUCGAAAGAUGAAGCAAUUAAAUUAUACGACCAUAAUAGCCCAUCGAAUAAUGAUGAAGAACAAUUAGCCAGUGGAAGACGAUCUCUAGAUUCCAGUUGUCGAAACAGUACAAUCGAUAAGUCAUAUCCACUAACAUCAUCAAAUCCUGCAUUGAAUGAACUAAAAGAACAGCAAGAUCUAAGAGUAUUAUCACCCGUUGCUACUAUGCACACUCCAAUUGAUGAUAAUCUAUUAUCUCUUCCUUCAGUAAGUGAACUACUGGAUGAAACAGUUCACCCUGAACAAAUUUCUGAAGGAUCUCCGUUGUCUGAUAUUCACGAAGCAAUGCUACCAAUUCAACCGAGACCAACAUCACCUUCCAAACUCGAACCAUCUGAAACAUCAACAUUUUUCCAAGACGCUAAUCUAGAGAGUUCAUCUCUUAUUCAGCAAACCGAUCAUGCAAACAUUUCAACAGAUGAAGUUUUAUCAACUGAUCAAUCUUCAAAGAUAUUUUCUACUUCGGGCGAUGAUACCGUUGAACAAGAACAACCAGAUCAAAUUUUUAUAUCUCAUGACAACAUGAAUAAGGAAGACAAUAGUCUUGAUGCUACCGUUCAAAUGACAUCAGAACAUAUAGAUCUACCUAAUACAAAACAGGACAUUUCUCCUCCUCCUACUAAUACUGAUGAAGAGACCUUACUCGAGUCAAUUAUCUCUGAACAUCAAUUCUUACCCGCAGCAAAUGAUCAACAAGCACGCCCACAGAGGAUAGAUGACAUUCUACUACAUCAGGCGAGUAAUGGAAAACUUCUCGCAUCUGAAUCUAUACCAUUGAGCUCAAGUCCCGUAGAAUUUAUUGAAGAGUUCGAACCGGACGAAAGUGAUACACAAUUCAAUCUUUCUCACAAUGAACUUGAAGUGCCAAUUGAUGGCAAAGAACAAGAUAUAGAUCGCACAUCAACACUUCAUUUUCAAAGGGAAGAACACAAAAGCCCUUUGCUAUCUUCUCCUAUUGAAGAAGAAAUACAUCAAAGAAGUCGAUCCCAAUCAACUACGAGUACGAAUGAAAAUGUAAUAAAUCAAUCGCUAACAUCAGGCAUCGAAGAAGUCAAACAAAACAAUCAAGGAAGUCAGCCGCCAUCACCGAUCAUGCAAGACGAAGAAUCCAGCAGGCUACCACUAGUACCGGCCGUUACAGAGAGAGAACACGACAACAGAACUUCAUCCCCAAUUCAUGAAGAGGUACAGCAGAGAAGUACAUCUCAAUCACUGUUUACCACAAAUGAACAUCAAAACAAUCAAUCAUUAUCACCAACUACUCCAGAACUAGAAAAAAAGAGCGCAUUAUCACCCGCAGAAUCGCACGAAGAAGUCCAGAACAAUCAAUCUGAACACUUUGUCGCAGAACAAAACGAUCAAAGAGACAGACCAUCAUCACCAGCAGUCGAGGAACCGGAGAGUAGAAGUCAGUCUCCAUCACCUUUUGUUACAGAUAAACAACACCUAAGCCGAUCCCCAUUGUCUGGUAACGAGCAUGAUGCGCAACAAAUCAGCGAGUCUAUUGGAGACAAAGAAAAUAACGACCGAAGUCGACCAUUAUCGCCUGCCUCAGACGAUAUUCGACAAAGAAGUUUCUCGCAGACAUCAAUCGUUCCAGAGAACCACGAAAGGAACCGGAUGUCGCCGCUUUAUUCUGAAUCAAGAAACGAGCAAAGUCGAACAACUUCGCCUUGCAUCGAGAAGGAAGAGUGGGCACGCAGCUUAGAAUCACCUAUUUUUGACACAAAAUCACAAAUUAGUAAAUCAAGUUCCCCCGUCAUAGAAGUAUCCGAUGAGGGCAAUGUGUCAACUAGUGCCGAACCGAGCGAUAAACGCGAUCAAUCUCCGUACUCCAUCAUUGAAGAUUCACAAGAAAAAAGCUCAUCACCGUUAGGCAUUCUGGAGUAUGAGCACGAAACGAACAGAUCGUCGGGUCACGUUGAACAAAACAACGCAGAAAUUAGCUCAUCAGCUUCUGAAAACGAAGAGCCUGGAAGAAUUUCAUCUCCAUCCUCAGUGUCCAAAAUCAAAGAUGACAAAAGCCGACCAUUCCCGUUCAUAGCCCAUGACGCCCAACAAACAAUCAUAACUGCAACAUCUGACCUAGAAGAUGACGGACAAAGAAACAAAUCAUCAUCGCCCACCGCACAUGAACUGGAAAAGGCUAACCCAUUGUUUCCCGAGGAAAGAACACACCAUCAAAAUCAUUCAUCGUCUCCUAUCCUGACAGAAGUACAACAAAGAAGCUCUUCGCCAUUAGAUGAUAUUGGAUCUGAACAAAAAUUCAGUCGAUCUUCAUCACUCAGCUUACGGGAAGAGGGACACGAACGUUCAUCUCACUCAUCCAAUUUCCAACUACUGGACAAGGGUAGCCGUUCCCCAUCGCCAGCUCAUGGUUCAAUACAUGAAAGAAGCCGUUCCCCAUCGCCAGCUCAUGCUCAUGGGUCAAUGCAUGAAAUAAGUCGUUCUUCAUCGUCAGCUCCAGUACCGUUGUAUGAUAGAAGUCGUUCGUCGUCGCCACUUCGGGAACCACUAGAUGGAAUAAGUCGUUCUUCGUCGCCAUCUCAUGGUUCAAUACAUGAAAGAAGCCGGUCUCCAUCACCAGCUCCUGAAGCAAUACGCGAAAGAAGUCGUUCCCCAUCACCAGCUCAUGGGUCAAUGCGUGAAAUAAGUCGUUCUUCAUCGUCAGCUCCAGUACCAUUGCAUGAAAGUAGUCGUUCGUCGUCGCCGCUUCGGGAACCACUAGAUGGAAUUAGUCGUUCACCAUCGCUAGGUCCUGUACCAAUCAAUGAAAUAGGUUAUUCUCCAUCGCUCAGUUUACGAAACGAAGAACAUAGGAAAUCAUCUCAGUCAGGUGAUGUUGAAGAGGUGCAGUGGAUGAAACAAUCGGCAUCCCGAACUGAACAGAAUCUGAAAGAUGAGAGCGCGUUGCCUGCUCUAGAUGAAAUGGCGAAUCAAGUAGAGUCAGCAUCACCAGAUGACGAGGUAGUAGUUAGCGGAGUUUCGUCGUGGUCACCUGGCCGCCUGGAGAGGCAAUUAAGUGAUAGACCCGUUUCACCCGGUACUGAGGAACAAGAUGAACGAAGUGAACCAGUGUUGGCUGUUGGCGGAUCAGCGAAACAAACAAGUGGUUCUUUUUCAUCCAGUAUGGAACAUGAACUGGUGGGAACAGACUCUCAUUCAUCGGCUGGUGAAGAAUAUCACGGUGAUCAGGCGAAACGCUUUUCCUCGGAUAGAAUCAUUCAAAGGGAAUCUGAUUUGGCAGAAAAUAUCAGUAGCGUUUCUGAAGGAAGUGAUUUGAAUGAACCGGAAACUAAAUCAUCUAAUGAGGUACUGUGUUUGCCUAUUAAUUAUGAUCAACAAGAAAUUGGAUUCAAUGUGCUUACAUCAGUGAUAGCUGAGAGUCGACAAAGGGACUCCCUUGUGAAAACAGACGAGGACACAAUCAAUUCUGGUGCUUUAAAAACAUCAAGAUCUCCGUCAGUUUUAUCAGAAUACUUAAUUAAGGACAAUGAUCUUCAAUCAAGGUGUGACGUUAUGUAUGAAACUGUACACAAGUCAAAUGAAAAUGAGAUUAUUUCGCAAAUGGUUCAGUUGCAAGAAGAAGAUCAUGAUCAAGCAUCGUCACUGAUAGUUAGUGGAAAAGAGAAUGAUAAAAGUCAGAACGACUUGCAAUCUUCUACGCCAUUUACAUUUGCAGAUGACAAUACUGAACAAUCCAAAGAAAAUAGACAUAUUUUGUUAGAUAGAAAUGGAUCAUUGAAAGAUUUUUCAUAUCCGUCACCUUUAAUGGAAGAACCUUUCCUUGUUUUGUCACCAAUUCCAGAUUCUCCAUUAGUAGAAGAACAAAAAGAAACACCAAGCAACAAUACUAUGGAAGAAAACCAACAACCUCGUUUGGUAUCACCGCCAGUGGUAUUUCACACGGAAAAUCAUACUUCUUUAGCAAAUACUUCGCUUGUACAUGAAUAUGUUCCAACAACAACACUUGAUGAGAAAGAAAGUACAACGUCGCCCACUCAAGGUAUUCAGCAAAAAUUAUCGAAUGAUUCUGAUUCAUCAGCUUUAAUCGAAUCAAAACCUCUUGAAACAGUUGAAACAAUUUCAUUAGAACAAACUUUACCAGCUGAUCAUCAUAUUGAAUUGAAUACUUCUACUAAUCCUUUAUCAUCUGACAAUCGCUUAUCGACUAUUAUACGCAGUCAAAAUUCAUCAACAAUUGCUCGUCCCAAUAGUCUUCCAUUUUCUCCCAACGAUCAUGAUCUUGACGGACUUUAUAUUUCAAAUGAUUAUGAUGAUGAGGGUGAAGUAGCUGAAAAUAAUGAAUAUGAUCAUAAUAGUGCUCCGAUCACAACAAAUAUGGAAUAUCAUGAUUCUAGCCUGAAACUUAAAAAUAAUGUUGAAGAACAGAAUGCUCCAACAGAUGCAAAUGAUACUGGAAAAACUCAGUCGAUAGUAGAAAAGUCAAAGAUAGAAGAUAAUGACAAUAACGGUAUUGAUUCAACGAAUUCCAAAAGAAGUUCAAAUUAG